This is a messenger RNA of Glycine soja, 1428 nucleotides long. RefSeq names its product bZIP transcription factor 11-like. The record is from RefSeq and is a predicted model, not a curated record. The coding region runs from base 647 to 1153 and encodes 168 amino acids. Gene Ontology annotation, biological process: positive regulation of DNA-templated transcription. NCBI's taxonomy places the organism in Eukaryota, Viridiplantae, Streptophyta, Magnoliopsida, Fabales, Fabaceae. The transcript has a single exon. Gene Ontology annotation, cellular component: nucleus. Gene Ontology annotation, molecular function: transcription cis-regulatory region binding; DNA-binding transcription factor activity.
UGAAUCCCUUCAAAACCUCUUCCCCUUCUCAUCUUAUCCUCCUCCUAAAAAUUGGUCAAAAUCUAUCCUAUCUCUUUGCAUAUUCUUUCUUAUCAUCAUCUUCUUCUCUCUUGCCUCCAGAAUUGAAAAGUUCUUCCUCUGCCCAUAGUCUUUGACACCCUUUUCCAAUCUCUAGUUUUUUUAUUUUCUUCCCUCUAUAAUUAUCUCCUUCACAAACCUUCUAUCCCUCAUAACAUCAAUUACCACAAACCCAAGCCUUGUACCUCUCAAAGUUUGAUUCUUUUCUCUUGCCCAAAGCGAUUUGGAUUGCUAUAAUUCUUGUUCGUACUACAUGUUAUGCAGUCAUGAAUGAUUGAGAGACAACACAAAUGUCUUCCCCAGUGAUCAGCGAGAUCCUCCUCUCUGGCUUCACCAUAAACUCUUCCCUAAGACGCAGGACACACUUGGUGCAAUCUUUCUCAGUUGUUUUCCUCCACUGGUUCUACGUUUUCUCAUGAACUAAAUUAACUGACCUCGUACAUAGGAGUAUAAACAUAGUACUCGUGUUCUUUUUUCAAUACUACAUCACAUUCAAAUCAUUAAAUCUAGCUAGCAAAUUAGAGUUAUUAUUUAUUAUCAUUGCACAAAUUAAAUAGCAUACUAGUACAUGGCUUCUCCUGGUGGAAGUGGGACCUAUUCAUCUGGUUCAAGUUCUCUUCAAAACUCUGGUUCUGAGGGAGACAGAGACAUCAUGGAACAGAGGAAGAGGAAGAGAAUGCUAUCCAAUAGGGAAUCGGCACGUAGAUCGAGGAUGAGGAAACAGCAGCACCUGGAAGGUCUCAGUGCCCAAUUGGAUCAGCUAAAAAAGGAGAACACCCAAAUGAACACAAACAUAGGCAUCAGCACGCAGCUGUACCUCAACGUGGAAGCUGAGAACGCGAUUCUGAGGGCUCAAAUGGAAGAACUGAGCAAGAGAUUGAACUCUCUGAACGAAAUGAUAAGUUUGAUUAACUCCACCACCACCACCAACAACUGCUUGAUGUUCGAUGAGGCACAGGAGACUACGACUCAGUUGUUCAAUGAUUGUGGCUUCAUGGAUGCUUGGAAUUACGGAAUACCACUCAAUCAACAAAUCAUGGCUUACGCUGACAAUGACAUGUUGAUGAUGUAUUGAUUGGUGAAAUUAAUUUUGAGUUGGAGUUUUUGUGAAUCCUGGUGCUAAUCCUUUGUAACACAACUACAACACGUGUUUGUUGUCUCUUGUUUUAAUUUGUUUUUUUGUUUUUGUUUUUCUUGUAAUAAGUAAUGUCUAUUGUUUUCAGUUUAUGUUAUGUUUAGGGUUGUCUUUGUGUAUUUUAAGAGGGGUUAUUUUUUCUUCUCGAAAAUGUAAAAAAUCGAGCUUUUAUUUUCCAUGUAGUAGUAUAUGUGAUUUUCGUGAAUUUCCACUCA